GUAGCACUCCUACAACAGAGUGUGCCUGCUGCUGCAUAGGUGCUCACCUGACUUGUGCAGCACCAGUACAGACGGAUUCAUCUAAUUAUCAGCUAUGUGGCUUUCCGCAGGCCAGCAUUUUCUGAACCAGCUAAAGGCAGAGUGGUAUUUGAAUGCACGGGUAGAGAAAGGAUGGGUCACUAAAGAGCAAGACAUUUAGUCUAAAAGAAGUAUUGUGAGUGAAUAUACAAAUUCAACAUACUGCACACCAAGGGCACCAAAGCAGUGGAGGAAGCCAAAAUGAGCCGGAAAAGCAAAAGGAGUUUAAAGGAGAAAUUUGCCUUGAAGAACCGCUUGGUUAAAGAAGCCCUCUCAGAAUUCCUGGGAACUUUUAUAUUGAUAGCACUUGGAUGUGGGUGUGUGGGACAGGCUGUCCUUAGCCGAGGAGCCCAUGGUGGGCCCAUGACAGUAUCAGUUGGAUUUGCAACAGCAGUCACCAUAGCAGUGUAUGUGUCUGGGGGCAUUUCUGGUGGUCACGUAAACCCAGCAGUUUCAUUAGCCAUGUGUGUGACUGGAAGAUUAAAAUGGACCAAAUUACCAAUUUACAUAUUAGCACAACUCCUGGGAGCAUUUGUUGGAGCAGCAGCUGUCUUUGGGAUUUAUUAUGAUGCCUUUAUGGAGUACAGCAAUGGAUCACUUGAAGUCACAGGACCUAAUGCAACAGCACAUAUCUUUGCAACAUAUCCAGCUCCAUAUCUGUCCCUCAUAAAUGGAUUUGCAGAUCAGGUGAUGUCAACAGCUGUUCUUCUUCUGGCUAUAUUUGCUAUUUUUGACACGAGAAAUAACAGUGUACCAAAGGGCCUGGAGCCAAUUGCAGUAGGACUUCUUAUAAUUGUUCUUACUUGCUCCUUGGGAAUGAACAGUGGUUGUGCCAUGAACCCGGCCAGGGAUCUAGGCCCAAGGCUCUUCACAGCCAUUGCAGGCUGGGGGAUGGAAGUAUUCACGGCUGGAAAUAAUUGGUGGUGGGUCCCUAUCGUUGCACCUAUGCUAGGAGGUGUACUUGGAGCAAUGAUCUAUAUUGUUUUUAUUGAAAUGCAUCACUCAGAAAAUCAACCAGGAGAAGAAAAUGAGAUGCAUGAAAAAUAUGAACUGACCAAUAUGGAAUAAGAAGAGAAGAAUUUUCCCUCUCAUUUUGUUGUGCAGUUCACAAAAUCACAGAAAAUCUACACAGGAGACAAGUUCAAAAACUGACCUCUUUCCAUGAAACAUUUGGCUCAUCAAAUUCGAGACUGAACACUUGAGGGGUGGGAAGGGGUAAUUGUUGCUAUUUCUAUAUGACUUUCAGAUCAAGCUAUGGCCCAGAUGAAAUUGCAGUGCACUGACCUAUUAAUUGAACACACGAUCUUAACCAUGUUGGCUAAUUAACUGAAAAUAGAUGAGACAUUGUUAUGAAACUUCAUGCAUAAGUAUUUAAUUGUUUCAGUGCGCAAUUAACGUGUAAAAGAAUUGCUCAAUUCCUAUAGCCAUUAUUUACGAAGAGCUUGCCUGAAAAUUAGAACCAAUACUCAAAAUUGAAGUAGUUUUAAAUAACUUACUAAAUUUUUAUGGAGCCACUAGGUGAAGAGCAAAGAAUCAAUUAAUCAGUGAUGCUGUAUAGUAACUCACAAUAUGAUCACAAAAGGUAAAACCUGUGCUGUUUAAAUACACACCAAAAAAAGAAAAAGUUAUACUACUGCACAGGUUCUUCAUAGCAAUAAUGUUCAGUUGUUUUUAAACUAUUUACUUGACAUUUACACUACCCAGUGUUAAAAGCCUAACCUACGACACGGAUAUAAACCUCCUGCUGUGCUUUCUGGUUAAAAUUAAUUCCUGUGGAUAGGGACCAGCAAUAGAGGCUUAUGUUGUGCGGGCUGAUAAAAGGACUAUGUCUGUAUAAGCUUUGAAGAAGCCUUCUCCUGCUGAUCUGCAGGGGAUCUUCAUGGGAGUAAUUUUUAUUUAAGUAGCAGUAGUUAAAAUUAGAAACUGGUCUCAGACUUACUCCUAGGUCUGUAUUCCUCAAGGAAGGCAAGGUUCACAGCAGAGUUUCGAAACAUGGGUUUUCUCUUGCUAAAGAGAAGUAAUUGGACACACACCACUACCUAAAUAUCCAGCCUGGAAAAAUUUAAUUAUUUCUGCAUAGUCAUUGUGACUUGACUGUAUCUAAUUAACUCAAAGUUAAUUUCUAACAUUUAUACAUAUAUGGUUUUCGUGGUGAACAUUAAUAAAUGGCUAUCCUAUUCACA
This is a messenger RNA of Phalacrocorax carbo (great cormorant), 2261 nucleotides long. The record is from RefSeq and is a predicted model, not a curated record. Lineage: Eukaryota; Metazoa; Chordata; Aves; Suliformes; Phalacrocoracidae.